AUGACAGUGUACGAGUGCACCUACCGCCUUGGCCCUUCAGAAGAGGAAAAGUUUUUCCCUUCUCGAGUUGAGAGCAUGCUGGAAACGGUGAUGAGCGAGUUUUUCAAAGACAAAGUCUUCGACGCACAACAAGCUCCCAUCUGGGCUCAGCAAGCGAGUGGCCGCGUCAUGGAGGAAAUGCAUGCCAUGCGGCAGCAAAUGCCACGAUUUAAAAUUGUUGUUCAAGUUGUCAUUGCCGAGAAUGCCGGGCAGGGAAUUCGUGUGUCAAGCAAAAGUCUCUGGGACGUCAACCUCGACAACUGGGGAAGCUACACGCACAUCCAGAGCGACAUGUACGCAGUUGCACUGGUGUUCGGGUGUUAUCAAGAGUAA
Toxoplasma gondii ME49 is the source of this 372-nucleotide messenger RNA. Its product is annotated as Tctex-1 family protein. Gene Ontology annotation, molecular function: dynein intermediate chain binding. The record is from RefSeq and is a predicted model, not a curated record. Lineage: Eukaryota; Apicomplexa; Conoidasida; Eucoccidiorida; Sarcocystidae. Gene Ontology annotation, cellular component: cytoplasmic dynein complex; cytoplasm. The transcript has a single exon. Gene Ontology annotation, biological process: microtubule-based movement. The coding region runs from base 1 to 372 and encodes 123 amino acids.